ACACUGGAUAGAAAUUACUGUCUGUACAAUGCUUAUAUUACGGACGUAAUGCACAUGCGCUGCAUUUGUUGAUCAACAUAAAUUAUGCACCCAGUGUACAGACAGAUGAGAUGUGAACAAGAUUCGCGAUUCGAUGGGCUAUUUUCGAAGUGGAAACUGUUUUUGUGGAUAAAAGGUUACUAAGAAUGCAUCCUUGAGCAAAACUUUGUUGUGAACCCCGAUCCUGCAGGCAGGAAUAUCGAUCAACAUGUCGACCAAAUCAGAGCAGUUUUCAGCUAAGAUUCGUAAUUUGACGGACUACCAGAACCGUAUUCUACACAACAUUGCUCCAUUACCAACAGGGACAGAUAUUGCUAAUACACUCAGAUACUUCAUUCACACUUUGAGGAGCAUCUUGAAGGAAGCCCCUGCCGAUCUGACCGACUGUAAGCAGUCGGCUCGGAGGAGGUUGAACCCGCGUCUGCCUCACUAUCCUAGUCUGGACUAUCUCUGUCUCUAUGAGACGUUGGACAGCCUCAUUGAGAUUGUACCCAAUGUGCAGUAUGGCCAGUCAGAUUUGGGUCAGGCUAUCCAGCAGUUGUUUGGUUGUAUCUUAUGGUUCUUGGAGCCUGAGAUAGUGGAUACUAUACCACACACAGUGGCAUCCACUCUGGCCAUCUUCCCAAUGGCUCUCCAAAAGGAAACGGUGGAUCUCCUGUGCACCACGCUACUCCCGAUAUGUCUAUCUGAGGUGCAGUCCAUUGAAGGCGAUACUUACGCUACCAUGUCAGUUUCAGCGGUCAUAAUGCUGGUUCUACAACACUGCAAGAACAAAGCUCAUCAUGCUCAGCUGAUGGAAUGUAUUAUGACAUACAAGAAAGAUGUCUUUAAAGAUAUCUUAUGUACGAUAGCGUUUGGGCCAUCAUCAGCUCGUGGUGCUGCUUCUAAUCUUCUUUUCCAUUAUUGGCCAUCUCUUGUGCCCUCCAACGUUGAAGACAGAGACUUUUCUUAUACAUGUUGGAAGCCCAUUCUGUGCCAGAGAUCCAACUGCUUAUCUCCGGUGAAUAACGCUGCUGUCAAGAUGUGUAUGGAUCCAGUGAUUGCAGGCAAGUACAGCAAGCACCCACCUCCAUUGUAUCUGUGUCAAGUCUGCAGUGACUAUGUGAACAGAGAGAUAUGUGACUCCAAGCCGUUUCUGAAUGUUCUACAGCCGCAGGAAAAUGUUGCGAAGACCUGCGAGAAUAAGAAUUGUUCUUCGUCUGAAAAAGAAGCCCUGUUUACCUGCUACUCGUCUGAGUGUACCGGCUUCAAGGGUAACCGACCGAUCCGUUAUUGCCAGAACUGUAACAACUACAUCCACACAGAGAGGAAGGAACAUAUCAUUCAAGAUUUUCCAGCCGAUCCGCUCUCAUGCGAUAAAGAGACGCAGAGUUACCUCUGCGAAGCAAUUAUAAGUCUCCUGAAGGAAGCUCACAUCUCCGAUAAGGAUCCGCUCAUGGCGGCCGCUGAGGCCGAGACAACCACGGACAUGUUCAGCCAGCCAUCGGAGAAUGAAGUGAUCGACCUGGAGAGCAUGGACGGUGACUCUCGUCUGCUCAGCCGCUUUGGGUUGUGGCUACUGAUUGAGAAAUGCAACCCAACGGACAGGACUGCUGAUGAGGUGGUGGGCCGUCUGCUUAGCAUGGUGUUUCAGUGGUUUGGAUUUACUGCUACACUUACACAAGACAGCGUUGCUUUGGAGAGCCUUAAGGCAGAUUAUGUCACCACAUGGUUGAUUAGGAUACUCAAGAGUCACUUCAACGUCUUUGUAUCCUGCUUGCUGCCACAGCCUCCUGACUACGCUAAGGUUGGAGGUGACUAUGACAGUUUGUGCAGCCGGAUAACAGAACUUCUUGGAGGAUUAAGGAAAGUCUUUAGUCUUACUCCGUACAACUCGGUCACAUUUGAGGUAUGGGAUUACAUAAUGCCACAUUGGAUGGAGUGCAUCUGCAAUGACAUACCUGAUGAGGAGAUACCACAACUCCAAGACGUCUUGUGUCGACUCUUUGAUGUUGAUAUGAGCCCCUUGCCAUUCUCCACGGAGAAACUCUUCAAUUUCGUCGCUUGUCGGUUCCGAGGAAUGGCCGCCAACGACCAAGAGAAAGCCCUCUUGUGGCUGCAGAUCCUGACAGAGACAGAUAUUGUCAUCCCUCUGAAGUUACUCCUGAGCAUCUUCAGUGAUGGCCUCACCUCCAUGUCCAAGAUACAACUCGCUAAUCAGCGUAAAGACCAACACCAAAAAGCCAACCUACCCUCAUCCAACCCUCCCGUUAACAACAUCCAACGACCCCCGGAGGAGGUGUUAAUCGAGCCACCGCCGACGGUACCUCCUUCUCCUCCCACCGAGCUACCCCCACCUCCCCCUGUUAGCCUCCCUCCGGGUGGUCUGGCUGAGGAAGUCGGGGUCAUCGGUGGUGGGAUUGGGAUCAUAGGUGAGGUCGGAGGUGUUCCUGUCGAGCUGCCGUUUGUUACGAUUGAUCCGUCCCCGGAUGAUGGGCCGAUACAGGAGCAAGACGAGGAACAGAUCUUGAGGUGUUUUGUCCUCAUGUUAGAUAUGCUUGUUAUCCAGUGUGAUCUUCAGUUCCUGCCGUUCCAUCAAGGUAUGGAGAACAGCCAAUCCAAAGACUUUGUCUCUCUGCUGACACAGAUGCUCUCCAUGACAUGGUUGGAGGCUCAUAAAUGCACCAACCCUAGGUCGGGUAAAUUCCAGCCCCAGCAGCAACAGCCUAAGACCAUUGGGCCGUGCUCGACGUGUGAACUGUGGGGAAUCUUCUUCCAGCUCUCCCUCAGGAUUCUGGAGCAUAUCUCACCUGUCAGCGAGACCAAAGUCUGUGAUAUGCCCGAGGUGUCGGAGUACCAGUUUGAGAAGUUUCUAGAGGAUGGCCUUGCCAAGGCCAAAGCUCUUAACAAUGACGUUAAGGGAAAGAAGAACCGAAUGGCAGAGAGGGGAUCCAGUAAACAAAAACGAUUCACAAAGACUAAGGAUCCCGGUAAAGGAUUUCUGAGUGCGACCGAGAUGAAACCAGUGGAGGUGUUCACUGCAGAGACUGUCAAGCUCCCAUCGGCCAAGGACCUGAAAGCUGAGAAGGAGAAGGCUGUCAAGAAAGCAGCAGCAGCUGAUAAGAGCACUAAGGGCAAGAAGGAUGGUGAGAAUGGAACCCAGAAGGAAGCUCGCUUCAAGGUUGAAGAACUUCCCAAGUCAAUACAACUGCUCUUCAUGUUACUCAAGGAUGUUCCGAGACACAACGACCCAGAAGUGCUGCUCAAUUUGUUCUAUUGCAUCAAGAUACUAUGCCUGAAUGCUGAGUGUCUCCGACAGGCAGCCAAGGACCAUGAUGCAUUCUUGAAAUACGCUCAGAACCAUUUACUUAUUCCUAAUUUCUGGAACCUACUGGAAGGUGAACUGAGCUGUGUCAAUGAAAUCAUGGUACCCCUGGCUCUGCAUAGCCUGGCACUACCCCAUGGCUCUGAUGUCAUGUGGAAUCUACUACAGAGAGAUGUAGACAAUGGAGACUGGAAAGCACGCUUUAAAGCUGUUGAGCGUGUCACAGCUCUCUUACGAUUCGUGGAAAAGAAGUCGCUCGGUAACAACUCGGUGAUCAUGUGUUCCCUAGCCUGUGCUUUUAGCUCUCUCAUUACAUCGACUGAAGACAUCUGCCCCGCUGUCUCAUCAAGGGCUAUCAUUAUGCUGGAGACCAUACCCAAGAAAGCCCUCAAGGUUCUAGUUGGUUGUCUUGAAUUCCAAUGGGACUGUGUGGUAGAGGACCGUGUGAUGAUAUUAGACAACCUUUACAAGCUACAGCAUUUCCUCCCUGAGACCAUGGUGUUAUCCUGGGAGUUCUUUAUGAAUAGACUUGAUACCUUAGCUCUAGAGGCUCAGGUCGAGAUGGAACACAAUAAGGAGUUUCCUUUCCCAAUUGAUUUGAGUCGUUCUCAAGCUGGCGUGGUGGAUCGUAUGGACACUUUCCUGAACAAGCAGACGAGGGCUCGCGUCGCCAGGUCGCAGUCCGAAAUGAACAGCUCUCUGAAACCACGCCGCCUCUCAUCCUUCACACUCAAGAAUGAAUUCAAGAAACGAAGCAUGUCUUCCCCUCCGACUUCAACAGGUGGAUUCAGCAGAGUUCAGUUCGGAGCCGCCAUGAGAUCAACCUAUAGUAGAUUGUUAGAAAAUACGGACUACGGUGCUGAAACAGCCGGACCUAUCGCAGAAUCAUUCUUUGAAGACGGUCAUCUACAGACGGUUCAGGAAGAGCAGGCACCAGACUUGAGUUCAGUGGAUCUAUCUAGCCUGGAUAAAGAGACUGUACAUAAGCUUAUAUCACUCCUCAUGAAGUUCAUGACACGUGAAAGUAGCGCUGAUGAAGAGCAGACAUCAAGCAGAGCAAUGAACUCUGUCAAGGGAAGAAAUAUGAUGCGGAAGAGCACGGUGUUACGUCAUCUGAGUGUAUUGAUGGGAUACAAGCAGCUUGAAAAAUGCUUUAUCUUAGCUCCACAACAACUCCGAGAGUCGGCUGUUUUCUAUUCAUUCAUGGCUGGAGCACCUAAGAUGCUGGACCAUAAUGUAAAGGUUGGGACCGUCUUACUACCAAUGAUCAUAGAGCUCUUGGCGUACUGUCCGUCUCCGCAGAAAGCUCCUCAAGACAUGCAGCUACAUGAUUACACACUGUGGUUCCUAGAACCGCACUGUAGGAUAUCGUGGCUCAUGUCAUUUCUGAUUAUACUGUACAAGUAUAACUUUGACCAACUGGAGUUGAAAGCGGAGGUGAAGUCCUUGGUGCGUGUUACCAUUAACACCCUGGAGGCUCAGAGGCAUCAAUGUAAACCAAAACGUCCCGAGCCACCCACCCCAGAGGACAUCUGGGGUGCUACUACCCCACUAGAGAAGAAGAAAUCAGAGUCCAGUCUGAUCCAAGCUAUGAAUGAAAUGGAAGACCAAGAUAACAGUGAGGAGGUAUCAUCGAUUCCUUCGGCCGGUCCGUCCUCUCCCCUCCUCCCUACGGCUCCAAGAGAGAUCCCUGCUGGGCUUCAUCAACAAGUGGAAUGUGAGCCGGAUAUGCUGUUUGUACCGGAGGAAGAGGUGACUGCUCUUACCAUCAAGAAGUCCAAUCUAAGCUUCGUAGCGUCCACCAUCGUGGAGGUUGAGGAAGAGAAUGAGGAGAGUGUGGAAGACUUGGAGCCCCUGAACAAGGUGGAGGCAAUCCCUGCUAAGGCCUUGAUGGUCAAUAAGGAGGAACCAGUGGUACAUGUAGCUCAGGCUGUACCAAGGGUUGUGACUGAAGUAGCCAAGGUGGAACGCCAAGCCCUCGAGCCCACGCUCAUGACGGCCAAAGUAGAGUCCUUCUUCUCCCCGUUCGAGAAGAGUAAACUCCAACCUCGCUUCCGCUCCAAGAAGCAACGUAAGAUGGGCGUGGCCACCAUCUCCUCCAACGCCCUGUCGCAACGAAUCGACAACAAGCUGGGUGGAGGCAAACAGGGGGAUCUCACCCUAGACUUAUCAGCAACUGCAGGAGGCGUCAACUCCGGUAUUCCCAAGGCUGGCAUGACCAGAAAGAGCAAGGAGAAGGGGAAGAAGCGAUCUCAGAAGUUGAAAGAUCAGUCUAAGACGCCUGAGAAGAAGAGCAGUGUGUACUCGGCUGCUAGGCGAUAUCAUGAGGAUAAGAACUACAUGGCUCUGACCAGGUGUACUGACUGUGGUGUUCUACUUGAAGAAUAUGAUGACGAUACGGUGUCUCUAGCCAUCGUGGUUCUAUCUACGCUGGUACAUAGAGACCCUGAGCUAGCCGCUCCUCUACUGCUGGAGAUGCUACAAGUUGUGGCAAGGAUUGCAAAUGCAGCAUUUUUCCCAUGGCAAAGUGAAAGCUUUGGAAGUCCUCCCGGCCAUUGUUGCACCGUUGCUAAGCAGUUUCUACGCUGCACCUUGCAUCAACUUGCCCCCAACGGCAUCUUCCCUCAGCUCUUUCUCAGCAGAGUCGAAGAUGGUGAGUUUUGGAAGACCAUGGUCGUGGCUCUUACUGAUUUCAGUGAGCUGACACCUACUGAUGCCAUCAGCUUCUUGCUUGAGGGUCUGAAUGAGAAGAAGACACUGCCCUCGCUGCGCAUCCUCAUCGUCUUGAUGAACCUAGCCGAGUACAUGGAGAACCUGCCACUAGAGGGCAGUAGUGCAUGGUCUAACCUUGUCCCUCUCUUCGAGGUUUUCUUCAGAAAGAUAGCUUUGGCCCUGCCUGAAAAUUGUGACACCAACGAUCUGUGCCGCAUCAUGCUGGUUCUCUUGAAGAGUCCUGCCACUAAGUUACUCAACACCUUACUGGAUCCUAUGAGUAAACUCAUGAGCUUCGUCAUCCAGAAAGCUCGCUUCAAACUCAAGCUUCUCAUUGAGCUCUGCUCCUUGUGCAACCGAAUAUUUAUGAAGGAGCGUGAGAGACAGUCAUUCUCCCGUUGCAUCGUUAUGGAGCUGGUCAACGCACUCAAGUUCAAGUCCUCACUUCCAGACAUCAAUCUGAUCCAGCUGGUGCAGUUCAUCUGUCUGGAUGCGGGAGGCAAGAUGAGCGACUUUGGGAACCUCGUCGGAGACGGCGACAUCUCGGAUGCUUGCAUCGCUGAGUUUUCGUCCUGUGGUCUGGCCGUGGAUUGUAUGAAAACCUACCUGACUGAUGCCAUAGAGUACGUUGGGGAUUUACAUACACUCACUAAAGUCAAGGACAAGAUGAAAGGUGGCUCUCAGAAUCUGAAUGAGGAUACUCUAGGGAGUCAGUUGAAGGCCGGAGUAGCGCAGAUCAUUGCCUUGGAGUUUACUCGUAACAAUCAACGUGAAGGUGGGAAGUCUGUCGUCAAUCGCUACCUACCGUGGCUCUACCAUCCACCAUCAGCUGUCCAACAGGGGCCUAAGGAGUUUAUUGACUGCAUUGCCCAUGUGCGUCUGUUGUCAUGGUUACUGCUCGGCUCCCUGACUCACGCUGCUGUCUGUCCUAUAAACUCUUCUCUGACUGGUAUUAUUUGUCAUCCCAUUCCUCUGGAGGCUGGUAACCACAUCGCUGAUCAUGUGCAGGUUAUCCUUGCUGGUUUUGCUGAGCAAUCCAAAGCGUCGGUUCUGCACAUGUCAUCUUUGUUCCAUGCCUUCAUUCUAUGCCAGCUAUGGACAAUGUACUGCGAGCAGAUGGCAUCUAUAAGCGCACCACAGAGUGACCAGCAUACUGCAGCCAUGAUGAGCGUUAUGGAUUUCUGGUGUCGGGUCACACCCGGUGUACUACAACUACUCUCUCAUUCUAAAGUGCUUGCUGAUAUGGUGAAUCUUCACUUCUUGAGUCUAAUGGAAGCACUUCAGGAAUGUAACUCAUCCGUCCUGACCAAGCUAUUUCCAAUGUGGACUUCAAUUCUGUUCAGUUACCCAUCCAAGCUCCCAGGCAGCCUGCAGGUACGCCUACAGAACUGUGAAAACUGGGCUCCACCAAGUCUGACCAAAGGGGAGGUGACGUCGUAUCAUUCUUCGGUGCUCCUGAAAUGGUUGAAGAGACUUCAGUUCAAGAUGGGGCAAAUUGAGAUUCAGUCUUCGGCCGCUGCUCAAUUCUAUACCGUCUGAUGACCUGGUUAGUACAGAACACUGCGGCCAUGUUGGUAUGGCUCCCUAAAUUCCUACAUGGUAGUAGUAAUGAUAUAAAGAGGGGCCUGCCUAUUUCCCCCAAAUCAUCCUCAUUUCUAUCACAGGUAUUUGUAAGGAAAGGGAUAUUCAAACCUCGUUCCCAUCGGGGAUCCAUCGCGUUAUGUCAUCUUUUCCACGCAGGCUUUGGUUGCUAUAACCCCUGGAGUUGUGUAAUUAGGCUUGUGGUCUAUCCAAUCUAUGUGCGCGUUCAAGUAUGGUAGCCCCCGAAAGAGGCAUCACGUCAUACAGCAGGUAUAUACAAGUUUGGGUGACUAUGUUAAAUUUGAAGUCGGAAUGUAUCAAACAAAUUGGAUUUUGACACACAUGUACUAAGCGCCCUACAAGUGCUUACAAAUUUGUAACAUAGAAACAGGGUGAAAACUUUAGUUUUUGUCCGCAUGCAGUCAUGGUUUUUAUCUCAUGGACUUGCAUGCCAUGAUGAUACUGUGAUGAAGGUGUAUUUCAUCUGAGGUGAAAACUUGUGGCCACAAUGGUGAUUUGUAUGUAAAGGGAUUUUGAACUGUAAGUUUGUUUGAGAGUGAAAUUUGGACUUGAAACUUGGGUGGGGUUGCCCUCUGGAAAGGAUUGUUUUGGGGGCCAAAGGGAUGGCGUGUUAAAUUCAACUGAUCAAAUGUCAAGGUUACAGUAAAAAAAA
Asterias rubens (European starfish) is the source of this 8309-nucleotide messenger RNA. Its product is annotated as protein unc-79 homolog. Bases 248 to 7594 code for a protein of 2448 amino acids. The record is from RefSeq and is a predicted model, not a curated record. Gene Ontology annotation, molecular function: protein binding. Lineage: Eukaryota; Metazoa; Echinodermata; Asteroidea; Forcipulatida; Asteriidae. The transcript has 52 exons.